Molecule: messenger RNA, 1102 nt
Organism: Coccidioides immitis RS
Lineage: Eukaryota; Fungi; Ascomycota; Eurotiomycetes; Onygenales; Onygenaceae
Exons: 1
Coding region: 91-756 (221 amino acids)
Biological process (GO): protein homooligomerization
Molecular function (GO): protein binding
Source: RefSeq, a predicted model, not a curated record
UCUUGUUUGAACCUUGCAAUGAGGGAGGUUCCUACGGCGGAAGGCCCGACUUGAAAAUUUCUCAGCCUUACUUGCAAAGUCUUUUUGGCGAUGGAAACUGAAGCGCCCAGCGCCUCGGAACGCGUUGUCCUCCGGGUAGGGGAAUCUCAGUACUUUACAACCGUUGGAACAUUGGUAGAAAAAAGCCAAUACUUCAAGUCCUACUUUUCCGGCGCGUGGCCGAUCGAGAAGGAGGAGGAUGGAUCCAUAUUCAUCGAAGGUGACCCGCAUGCUUUUGAUUAUGUUAUGCAAUAUCUUCGACGGGGAACAUUCCCCCUUGCCUUCGACGUUCAGAGGGGGCACAAUUAUUCUAUGUACUCCAGGGUACUGGAAGAAGCUAAAUAUUUUCAGUGCCCGCUGCUUGUUGCGUGGUUGGAGGACGCGUGCUACAACAAAUGUGUUACCUGGCGAGUAGAAACUACUAUCCAGGAGGCCACCGAACUAGCCUCGAGCGGGAACGGCAGUACGAGGGAUCCGAAGUUCAGCCCGUACUCCAAGUGUGCAGAAAAGGUCUAUGAGUGCCCUCGGGGAAUACCAGGGCACCGGGGGGGGAAGGCGUGUGGCAGGAAAUGUCGAAAUGCCCAAGGAAAUGACCCGCGAGAAUUUGACACCGAAAGUGUCAUCGAGAAAUGGAUAGUGGCUAGAACGGAGUAUCUUCCCCAUCUUGGAUGGAUGACGGACUCUGGGUACCUUUCCCAUUCCAGCUUAUCAACCUAAUACUAAUAACAUACGUUUGAAGGAAAGAUUUCCUAGCGCACCUGGCAACGCGCCCGACCCUUGAGUAGGUCCACCCGUGGUGGCUGAUAUGAUGUGCUAGAUGUGGCAUACCCGGAAAUCCGUCUCUCAAAAUUUCUCGAGUCAUCAACCCAUGUUCAGGCUGCAGAUGAAGGUCUAAAACCAAUGCUACUUGUAACCCGGGUGCCCCGUACGGAGAAAUCAUGGUUUGAUAACUAUAUAUCUAAUUGUGCUCACAAGCAAUUCUAGUAUGAACCCUGGCUUGUGUGAGCGAGCUUUUAUUAGUCGGAGAAUGAAAGCUUUGCUGUGCUAUUUACUUCUCUUUUAA